AAAAUAAAAAAAACAGCAUGUGAUAAGUGGGUGCAUCCCAAAGGGUGUUCCUCGCGACAAUUGAGUGAGAAGAAAAUAUCAAAAUUGUUUCAGUGGUUUCGGUAGUUGACCGGGAGAGAUCAAAAUCCUCCGUCCGACCCGAUCGCGACAUUUUCUCCAGCUUGAACCCCCAAAAGUGAUAAACAUUCGGGAUAUCACAUGGGACGAGAUUGAUUUUUAUUAUUUAAAAAAAAUAAACCUCGUCCUCUUAGUGAUUUUAGAUAGUUGGCCAAAUAUACCAGGGAAAGGAAGAAUAAUACCGUAAAGAAUCGGGCGCCGGCGUUUUUUCUAAACCCUUUCGGAAAAACGUUUGAUAAAUUCUAGUUUUCACUUCGAAAUCUUUCGACUCGACACGAAAUGGCUUUCGAAAAGGCUCCCGAAGGCUCCGGAAUCGAGACGAUUCUGUAAUUGGAGUAUCGAUACCGUUUUCAACCCGCAUCAAAUCGAACAACUGCGAAUUCCCAUAUUCCAGGGUCGGAUUACGUUUUUGUGUACUAAAACGAGAGAGGAUGGCAGAUAAAGACAUUGAAACUUACGAUACUUGGGAAGAAUUGGAAGAUUCCGGGCAAUUGGAUAAGCAGAUAGAAAAAAUUAGGAUAACGUCGGUGCAAAAUGGCAUAUCAAGUAACAAUUCAUCCCCGUCUGUCAUAAUCCUCUCAGAUGAUCUCCGAGCCAAACUUUUGCCCCCGGAGCCGGCGGUUAAAAUCCUGCAGAGGCCUAAUGUCAAUGGCUGCAAAUACGUUAAUGGAGACACUAAACCUAAACAACCCCUCAAAACUUUACAGCAGAGGGAAAUGGAAUAUGCAGAAGCAAGGUUGAGGAUUUUAGGCGAGGCCAGGAGUCCAGAAGAAGAUCAAACGCCUUCACCACCACCGUUAGAUGACAGGAUAUCGAGAAUUCAAGGGAAGACGGAAAUCAUGCGACCUCAGGAGAACUGUGCAGGGAUCAUUCGCCUGCCCCGAGGACCAGACGGAACAAUUGGUUUUAAUUCACGUAGAUAGUAGUCGUAAAUCAAAUUGGCAGCAAUUUCCAUUUCAAAAAAAUAAUAAACAAAAAAUAAAUAUAUAAAAAUUCCCCUCUCGUCCAAGCAGUGUAAACUAAAGAGUUUCUUGUAAAUAAUUUUUGUAGGGUAAUGUAUAGAAUUGGAAGAAUGAAAGAAUAAAAAAAUAAUAA
Messenger RNA from Cimex lectularius (bed bug), 1212 nucleotides. Its product is annotated as SUZ domain-containing protein 1. The transcript has 5 exons. The coding region runs from base 549 to 1040 and encodes 163 amino acids. Lineage: Eukaryota; Metazoa; Arthropoda; Insecta; Hemiptera; Cimicidae. The record is from RefSeq and is a predicted model, not a curated record.